Serpula lacrymans var. lacrymans S7.9 is the source of this 427-nucleotide messenger RNA. RefSeq lists its product as uncharacterized. Gene Ontology annotation, biological process: chromatin remodeling. The transcript has 4 exons. The coding region runs from base 1 to 261 and encodes 86 amino acids. Lineage: Eukaryota; Fungi; Basidiomycota; Agaricomycetes; Boletales; Serpulaceae. Gene Ontology annotation, cellular component: Ino80 complex. The record is from RefSeq and is a predicted model, not a curated record.
AUGGACGUCGAUGCAGAGACUACCAAGAUCGACCCGGAUCACGAUAUCCCCCACUUGUUGAAUUCCUCCAUCGAGGCUCCUCCCUCUCUCUUGCCCCAGAGACACUACUGUGACAUAACAGGCUUGGAGGCUCCGUAUACAGAUCCAGCUACCGCUCUUCGAUUCCACGACAAGAGCGUGUAUGAACUCAUAAAAGCACUGAGCUCAAGCGCUGCCAAGGACUACCUUUCUGCCAGAGGCGUCAAUCCCAUCGUCAAAUAGCCCGCCUGCCGUGCCAGAGCAAGCUUUGCGCGACGUUUGUUUUGGCUGUUGAUCACACCAGCAGUGUCGCAGGCGUCUUGGAUCGGCCUCCUGCGCCGUACAACGUAUCACUCAUCCUGUAUUUAUGUAGGCUUAAAUCGAACAGCCGCCUUGGUGUAUUGUAUUC